Molecule: messenger RNA, 1384 nt
Organism: Cannabis sativa
Lineage: Eukaryota; Viridiplantae; Streptophyta; Magnoliopsida; Rosales; Cannabaceae
Product: protein N-terminal asparagine amidohydrolase
Exons: 9
Coding region: 120-1169 (349 amino acids)
Biological process (GO): ubiquitin-dependent protein catabolic process
Cellular component (GO): nucleus
Molecular function (GO): protein-N-terminal asparagine amidohydrolase activity
Source: RefSeq, a predicted model, not a curated record
UUUUAAAAAUUCCACUUUGCUAUGGAAUUUGGAAAGAAAUAAUGCAUCACAUGGUAAUGGUAGAAGCCGAUUGUCAAAAGUCAGAAGCUUGUUGACUCGAUCAGCUCCAAUCCAAUACCAUGAUAUUCCUUAAUGGUGUUCCUUUCCAUACCCACGACCACAUUUCUUCAUCUUCUUCCAAUGAAAAUGGUACCCUUCUUGCUUUGAUGAACCACCCUACACUAGUAUCUGCUUCAGAGUCAAUCAAGGCUAUUCCAGAGAGGAAAUUUAAAAUUCCUGAAGAGUCUUGCCCAGGAAGGUUAGAGAAAAGUAAAUGGGUCUAUUUGUUCCAAAGAGAAUAUGCAACUGCAGAUCCUGCACUGGUUGAUUUUAUUGGAACUGAUGAAGCAACAACCUGUGUUGGAUUUGCUAUAAGGAAUCGGAAAAAUGGAAUAACCUCAGUUGCUCAUAUGGAUUCUCCAAAUAUUGUCGAUAAGGGCCUCGACCAGAUGCUUUCAUCAUUUAUCGAUCGUUGUUUGGAUGAUGAUCUAGAUGUACAUAUGAUUGGUAGUUUUGAAGAUUCUUCUCCUGAUCAUGGUAGUGAUAAGUCUGGCUCAGAAAGUGAUGAAAAUUUGGAUGGACACUCUUUCUCAUUGUGUUCCAAAAUUAUUGAAACUUUGAUGAUGAAAGAGGAGAAAUUUCACUUUCAAACUCUGUGUGUCCUUGCACAUAACACCAAGAAGGAUUCCGAAGGAAAUGCAUGUCCCAUUUUUAACGGCCUUGUGAUAGAAAUGUCAACUGGAUCUGUCAUCCCGGCUAGUUUCGAUACAACCUCAAGAUGUCCUGAUGAAAUUGUCAGGAGAAUCCGUGUUACUUCAUCUUAUGAACAUCACAAAUGGGAUGGGAAGUUGUUGGAAACAUAUAAUACUCUAACCGAUAGAUUCGAAAUCGCCCCAUGUCGCUGGACUUGGCGUCAAGAAAGAAUUGCUAGGAGAUUGAGAGACCUGUCUGAUUCUGAGGUCCUCCAUUUGUGUUCUACUUCACCUUCUGCUGAGGCUCCAGAUUUUGUUGCAAACGAAAGAAGGAAGUGGGAGUACUUGAUUCAACACCCGAAUUGGAAUGAAACAUUUCCUAUGGAACAGCCUCGAGUAUUUAAGAGGACUGCUGAUGGAGAUUGGAGAAGGUGCUAAUAAUAAUCACCAUUUUUCUCUCUAUUUUCUACUCUCAUAUUCACUUUUUAUAUACUUGUAUUGUUUGGUUGUUUGACUCAGUUGAACAUGUAAUUUUUGUUGAGAAUAAGAAGAAUGUUGUUACCCAAGAUGGGUAACCUCAAACAAUCAUGUUAUGAGUGUCCUUGAUUACGAAUUUAAAGAAGAUGAUAAGUUAUGGUAUUUGAUUACGAAAA